This is a messenger RNA of Mesorhabditis belari, 297 nucleotides long. The record is from the annotation of a GenBank genome assembly. NCBI's taxonomy places the organism in Eukaryota, Metazoa, Nematoda, Chromadorea, Rhabditida, Rhabditidae.
AUGGCCUACGAGAAUGAGGCGCUCGUCAUUGCCGCAAUUGCUGCGAGAACGAAAGAGGAGAUCGAGGAGACGCUUGACUGCGGCUUAGUGAAGGGACACGCCUAUGCGGUCACUGAUAAUCCGUGGGGAGAAAAGGAAUGGAAUGGACCGUGGAGUGACGGGAGUCCCGAAUGGGAACAGGUGACGGAUUCCACAAAGAAAUCCCUUGGCAUCACCGUUGAUGAGGAUGGAGAAUUCUCUGGAUGCCGUGGGAGUCUUUCACGCAAUAUUUCACCGACAUUUCCCCAAGAGUUACGA